AGUGAUGGGGGCCUCCAUGCGGUAGACAGCGUCGGCUAAAAUCUUUCAUAUGAUUGUUACGCAAACGCAUGUCUGCUGGUGAUUUGUCAGACUUGGCCCUCCCUCUCUGUAGGUAACUUAUUAAAAGAGUUUGCAGGCGGAGCCGGGCACCGAAUGGGAUAUAUUGGGUGGGUACAUCAUCGCGCACCGGGUACGACUCUGUCCUUUCAGGAAAUUUGUGGGGGACUUGAGUGUAAAACGCGUACCUAGGCCACCCAACACAGAAGCAACAAUCGUCUAAAAGGGAAGUUUAAACGAAUCCAAAAUGCCGGCAAACAAAGACAGUGAUGGUGGAUGGAGGAGCUUUCUCUGGAAUUCUGAAAGAAAGGAAUUUUUGGGACGUACAGGAAGCAGCUGGUUUAAAAUUUUCAUCUUCUACGUGGUCUUCUACGGCUGCUUAGCUGGCAUUUUCAUUGGCACCAUCCAGGCUUUGCUGCUGACCCUUAGUAACUACAAGCCCACGUACCAGGACAGAGUCGCACCCCCAGGUUUAUCGCACACUCCACGGUCGGAAAAGGGAGAAAUCCAGUUUUCCAUGGUUGACCCAGCAUCAUACACUGACAGCGUGGCUGCUAUAGAUAAACUGCUGGGCACCUACGACGCUCAGAAGCAGGAGGAUAUGACCAAGUUUGAAGAUUGUGGUGGUGAAACAGCAGGUGACUACAAGGAGCGUGGUCCCCUGGACGGUGAGGGAGGCGUGAGGAGGGCCUGCCGCUUCGACAGGGACUGGCUGGGCAGCUGCUCCGGCUCCGACCCCAGCUACGGCUUCAAGGACGGCAAACCCUGCCUCAUUGUCAAGCUCAACCGCAUUGUCUUCUUCAGACCAAGGGCUCCUGCUAGCAACGGCACCAUCCCUGCUGAGGCCCAGUCUCGGUCCCUGGGCAACACAAUUCCCAUGUACUGCACCACCAGGAGAGAGGAGGACAAAGGCAAGGUGACCGACAUCCAGUACUUCGGCUUCCAGGGCGGCUUCCCCAUGCAGUACUAUCCCUACUACGGCAAGGCCCUGCACCCCCAGUACCUGCAGCCGCUGGUGGCCGUCAAGUUCAACAACCUCACCUACAACGAGGACCUGCGCAUCGAGUGCAAAGUGUAUGGAGCCAACAUUGGGUACAGCGAGAAAGAUCGCUACCAGGGACGCUUUGAAGUCAAACUGCACGUCAAGUCCUCAUGACCACAGCUAUGAUCCAUAUAGCACUGUUCUCUGCUCAUUUCAACACAUACUGAAUUAGCAACAAAAAAUUGAAAAAAUCAAAAAUAAAAACUGAUUAAAAAAAAAGUGCAAAAAAAGAAAAAAACACGACUAGUCUUGAACAAAACUCUCAUAACCUAUGGGACCUACACUUAAUCUGUAUGCUUUACACUAGCUUUCUCUGCAUAUGUCUAGGGAUAGAAUGUAAAUUACAAGGAAGCGAUAGCAGGUAGCAAUAGCAAAAGUAUUUAUUCUACUGUAAAUGAAAAUAUUCCUUGAGCCAUGGGACAUUGUUCAUUUAUGACUGUAAAUUAUGAUUCCACUACUACUGAUGUAGCGAGCAGUGUUUUCUGUCCCCUAAGUAUUUCUGCCUAGUGUGGUUUCUAUAUAUUUUGGAGUGUGCAGUGCUGUAAUCGCAUACAGUGGUCCUUUCCAAGCCAUGGUGUAAUUUCUGUCGUCUUAUGUGAGUACGCUUUAGUGGUCCAAGGUGUGUGUGUGUGUGUGUGUGUGUGUGUGCGCGCGCGCACGUCUUUCUGUGUACGUCACCCUAAAUGUUUGUCUAUGUGUACAUGUGUGGGCUUUGUAGUAAUUUUGUGUGUGUGUCUGUAUGCGAAAGAGAACGUGUGUCUGUAUGAGUAUGAAUGUGUGUGUGUGUGUGUGUGUGUGUGUGGUGCAGUGAGAAAGGACGUAUGUACUUGACUAACUGAAAAUACUGGCAUGGUACACCCUAGUCUCUUGAGUUUUGUGUGUGUGCAUGUGAGUGUGUGUGUGUGGAGGGCUGCGCUUGGUGGAAUCCAUCUAUUUGUCUCUUGUGUCUUUUCAUUUGAUCAUGGGAAAUUUUAAUUUUUAUGUCACAUUUUUUCCUCCUUUCUUUUUUUCUUCUUUUGGAUCAUCUUGCGAUGGGUUAUGGGGGUUGAUUUACAUUUCUGUUGAAUACUUUUUUUUCCUCCUUCCUUUAACUUUUCACGUCUAGACCAGUGUGUGUUUCAGCCUAAAUGUUUUGUCACCUUAGCGGCAAAAGUGGCAACUCAGAGCUUUCAAAAAAAAAACUUCUUUUUGUUGCUGGAGACAUCACAAUGUGGUGUAACUUUCUAAUGAAUGUUUUAGCCAUUUUCAUGGUGGAAGAGUUUUAUAUUUAUGCAGUUGUACAAUUUUUUUUUCUGCAGGAAAAAAAGUGUAAUGUUUGAAUCCAAAAUACCAAAGUCACUGGUCACAAACGUUAGAGAUACUCAUCAGAUGCAAUGCAGUACCCCUUGUAAUAGGAUGUUUUGUCGGUGUUUGAAGUGAAUUUCAAUGUUGAAACAUCAGAACAUCUUGUCAAGAGUUUCGACCACUCUUGUCAUUUUAUUUAAUCUGAAAAAGACCUAAACAAAAUAAAACAGACAAUACUUUGUCAGA
Messenger RNA from Engraulis encrasicolus (European anchovy), 2629 nucleotides. RefSeq names its product ATPase Na+/K+ transporting subunit beta 1a (gene atp1b1a). The transcript is spliced from 6 exons. The coding region runs from base 305 to 1213 and encodes 302 amino acids. The record is from RefSeq and is a predicted model, not a curated record. Gene Ontology annotation, molecular function: ATPase activator activity. Gene Ontology annotation, cellular component: sodium:potassium-exchanging ATPase complex. Gene Ontology annotation, biological process: intracellular potassium ion homeostasis; intracellular sodium ion homeostasis; potassium ion import across plasma membrane. NCBI's taxonomy places the organism in Eukaryota, Metazoa, Chordata, Actinopteri, Clupeiformes, Engraulidae.